UCACGGCGCCCACAAUGGAGCUGUCGGCGUACGCGCGGGGUGGGUGGCGGCUGCUGGGGGACCCCCACCGCUUCCCGCGCCGCUCCUACGCCGCUCUCCUUCGCGCCGCAUUCCGCAGCCUCCUCGAGCACCCGCAAGCCGGGCUGGACGAUCCAGACCUGAAAGAUAUUGACCCAACGGUAUUAAAACAUUGCCAUGCCGCAGCUGUGACGUGUAUUCUGGAGGCAGGGAAGCAGCAAGCCGACAUAUCUGCUAUAAGCACGUGUCUUGAGGACUGUAAACUGGACAAAGAGAGAAUAGAGCAGUUCUGCACCGAAUAUCAGAAAAACAAGGAUGCCUUGGAAAUCCUAUUGGGAAGCAUAGGCAGAUCUCCUCUCCAUAUAACUGAUGUGGCUUGGCGCUUGGAAUAUCAAAUCAAGAGCAAUCAACUUCACAAAACUUACCAGCCUUCCUACUUGGUGACCUUAAAUGUAGAGAGCUGUGAUUCAGGAUCACACCCAGAUGUUACAUUUAGUUGUACGAUGGAGCAAUUACAGGAUUUAGUUGGAAAACUAAAAGAUGCUGCAAAAAGUCUAGAAAGAGCAAGUCAGAUGUGAUUGAAGGAAAGUGUCAGCCUGCUGAGAUGAAGGGAUCUCAUUCCGAAGAGCAUCUUCUAAAUGACAAAUGUCUUUCAUCUCUUGAUGCAAACUAGUCUCUUCUUUUUUUUUUCUUUUUUUAAAUAGUCUUUGGAUAUUAAUUAAGUAAAAUAAUUUUUGUAGGACCACAGUUGGUCUUCCUUGCUCGUGUCGAUUUUUUUUUACUUAUCUCUUGUUAAAUAUUUGCUAAAAUGUGGUGUCUCUAAAGCAUUCCUUCUCGUUUAUUUUGUGUAUUUUUAGAAUAGUCACUGAUUAUUUUUCCCUGGGAUCUAAUAAAGUUUAUUCGCUCCUCUUC
Colius striatus (speckled mousebird) is the source of this 930-nucleotide messenger RNA. RefSeq names its product COMM domain containing 3 (gene COMMD3). The transcript is spliced from 8 exons. Gene Ontology annotation, biological process: sodium ion transport. Bases 15 to 596 code for a protein of 193 amino acids. The record is from RefSeq and is a predicted model, not a curated record. NCBI's taxonomy places the organism in Eukaryota, Metazoa, Chordata, Aves, Coliiformes, Coliidae.